GAUAAAACUAUAGCAGUAGGCUAUAUACUAUAAGAAGUAAAUCUUCUAGUCUUAAAGUUUUUGAAAAUGACUUCUGUAUAUGUUUGUUUUGCAGUGUAUGCUUUAUGCGUGUCAUUAAUUACGUCAGACUCAAGACUAAAUUUCAUUGCAAAUUCUGAAGUAAUAAAAGAACUAAUCCAGCCGCUAGUUAUGAGAUGUUCCAUUCAGACACCAAACAGUGAAGGAAAUGGAAGUAUUGCAGUUACAUUUAUGAACAUACUUCAUGAAACAACCGGAAGUCUUGCCACCGUGUCUAAAAAUAACAAAUAUGACCCCAGUUCAGACACAAGUUUGAAUAAAGUUCGAGGAUAUCUUUCAGAUCAAGGAUCAAAAGAAUCUUAUCUCCAAAUAACAUGGACAAAUCCAACUUCUCUACAGACGGGGAAAUACACCUGCGUAGCACGUACCAGAAACUACGCAGGAGUUGUGGAAAACUUGGAGGCCACUCUAACAGUUAGUGUGACGAAAACCAGUUUCGAUGAUUUGGUGGAUGUUGUCGUCGACGUUCUGAAAAAUUUGGAUGUUGAGAAGACGAAAAUAAGGGUACUACAAGAGAAGCUUGAUAAAGUUAUAACAAUACCAGAUUUGUCCUGUAAAGUUGGCUACAAUCUGAUCAUGCACGGAUCACUUUAUGCAUGUGUCUGGGUAUCCAAAGUUGAAAAGAAUUACAUUGACGCUAGAGAUGAUUGUAAAGAAAAAGGGGGACAUUUAUUAACACUAAAGACUCAUGAAAAGUUUCAACUAUUUUUAAGAAAUGACCCUGGCAGAUAUUUGUGGAUCGGUCUGAAUGACAGAGAGUCAGAGAAUACUUUCAGAUGGGAGGACGAUAAUUCGAUCUGCAACAUUUAUUGCCAAGAGAAAAUCUUUGCAACAGGUGAACCCAACAAUAUCAACAACGAGGACUGUGCGGCUUAUUAUCCCACAAGACACAUAGUGAACGACAAUGAUUGUGAAUCAUUAAACUACUACAUGUGUGAACAUCCACUCUAAAUAAUUCUAAGGCCUAUUUCAUUUAUUUUGCGGUUAUAUAUUUUAAAGUUACAAGACUGGAACGUAAUUACAGAAAUUCAAAAAGAUGUUUACCAAAAAAAAUCACGAUUUUGAUUUUUAGCUAUCACGGAGAAGAUACAAGACACGAUCGCAACAACAGCACAGAAUAACUAUUUUUUCUCUUAUGAAUUUAAUUACUAAAUCAAAUGCAUCUUUCUAGUAUCUACUUUACAUGUAAUGUUUGAGGAAUACAGAAAUAUAUUUUGUGUGCUAUUCGAGCUAUCAUAUUAAUCGCUUGCUCUUAUAAUGUAAAGUUUAUGAGUAAAAUACA
Molecule: messenger RNA, 1360 nt
Organism: Biomphalaria glabrata
Lineage: Eukaryota; Metazoa; Mollusca; Gastropoda; Planorbidae
Product: C-type lectin domain family 4 member K-like
Exons: 7
Coding region: 67-1029 (320 amino acids)
Source: RefSeq, a predicted model, not a curated record